UUGGUGUGUUUUCAGAUCAGGGUGCUGACAGAAAGGAUGUUCAAACAUCUUCGGAAAUGGUUUGUCACUCGAAUUUUGGGACAUUCUCGGCAAAGAGCGAGGCUGGUCUCCAAGGAUGGGAGAUGCAACAUAGAGUUUGGCAAUCUGAAUGCUCAGUCGAGGUUUAUAUUCUUUGUGGACAUCUGGACGACUGUGCUUGACCUCAAGUGGAGAUACAAAAUGACCAUCUUCAUCACAGCCUUCCUGGGGAGUUGGUUCCUCUUUGGUCUCCUGUGGUACGCAGUAGCCUACAUUCACAAAGACCUCCCUGAGUUCCAUCCUUCUGUCAAUCAUACUCCUUGUGUGGAAAACAUUAAUGGUUUGACCUCAGCAUUUCUGUUUUCACUGGAAACUCAAGUGACCAUUGGUUAUGGCUUCAGGUGUGUGACAGAGCAGUGUGGCACGGCCAUUUUCCUCCUUAUCUUCCAGUCUAUCCUUGGGGUGAUCAUCAAUUCUUUCAUGUGUGGUGCCAUUUUAGCAAAAAUCUCCAGAUCCAAAAAAUGUGCCAAGACCAUCACAUUCAGCAAGAAUGCAGUGAUUAGCAAGCGGGGUGGAAAGCUCUGUCUCCUGAUCCGAGUGGCUAAUCUUAGGAAGAGUCUCCUUAUUGGCAGUCACAUAUAUGGAAAGCUUCUGAAGACCACAGUCACUCCUGAAGGAGAGACCAUUAUUUUGGACCAGAUCAAUAUCAACUUUGUAGUGGAUGCCGGGAAUGAGAAUUUAUUCUUUAUUUCUCCACUGACCAUUUACCACGUCAUCGACCACAAUAGUCCCUUCUUCCACAUGGCCGCAGAAACCCUCCUCCAGCAGGACUUUGAACUAGUGGUGUUUUUAGAUGGCACCGUGGAAUCAACCAGUGCUACCUGCCAAGUUCGAACAUCCUAUGUCCCAGAGGAGGUGCUUUGGGGCUACCGUUUUGCUCCCAUAGUAUCCAAGACCAAGGAAGGGAAAUACCGAGUGGAUUUUCAUAAUUUUAGCAAGACAGUGGAGGUAGAGACCCCUCACUGUGCCAUGUGCCUUUAUAAUGAGAAGGAUGCCAGAGCCAGGGCAAAGAGAGGCUACGAUAACCCCAACUUCAUCUUAUCAGAAGUCAAUGAAACAGAUGACACUAAAAUGUGACAGUGAGUUUUUAACACUAGUAAAGCAAAGUGGCAAAGGCACCUAAUGACUAGAAGAUGAUAAAGCAAUCAGCAAGUCUGGGGUAUGAAAAUGGACAAGAGGGUUCCAAGUCUGUCAGACCCAUACCCCCGAUCCCCAUAACCAUGAUUCUACAAGAGACAUAUCACGAAAAGGCAACUGCAUUAAACAAGCAGCAUAUUUUUAUGAAACUGAAAUAGGGAGCCCCAGAGCUUCCUUGGAAUUUGAAUGAUUAUUUGAAAUCAUGCAGUAUUGAAGGGAAUAGUGAAAAUCAUCAAAAAUCUCAGGG
This is a messenger RNA of Condylura cristata (star-nosed mole), 1462 nucleotides long. It is a transcript of the gene KCNJ1, whose product is annotated as potassium channel, inwardly rectifying subfamily J, member 1. Gene Ontology annotation, cellular component: plasma membrane. NCBI's taxonomy places the organism in Eukaryota, Metazoa, Chordata, Mammalia, Eulipotyphla, Talpidae. The coding region runs from base 37 to 1155 and encodes 372 amino acids. The transcript has a single exon. Gene Ontology annotation, biological process: regulation of monoatomic ion transmembrane transport; potassium ion import across plasma membrane. The record is from RefSeq and is a predicted model, not a curated record. Gene Ontology annotation, molecular function: ATP-activated inward rectifier potassium channel activity.